Sitodiplosis mosellana (orange wheat blossom midge) is the source of this 5286-nucleotide messenger RNA. RefSeq names its product four and a half LIM domains protein 2 (gene Lmpt). Gene Ontology annotation, cellular component: Z disc; nucleus. Gene Ontology annotation, molecular function: zinc ion binding; transcription coregulator activity. The record is from RefSeq and is a predicted model, not a curated record. The coding region runs from base 3261 to 4298 and encodes 345 amino acids. The transcript has 6 exons. Lineage: Eukaryota; Metazoa; Arthropoda; Insecta; Diptera; Cecidomyiidae.
UUGAACGAAGAAAAUAAAAUCAUUGACAACGAAUGUUUUUCAUUUUCCUUAAUUCAGUCUUACUAUAAUCAGAGAUCAUUUCUAUUGUAAAUUUUUAACGAUUAAAAACAGUACGCCUUCUUUAACUCCAUAACCUUUAUUAAAAAGAGAUGUUGAAAAAUAAAUUACACGCUUUGGAGCUCUUGCUUAUUAUUCCCUUUUCCAUUACUAAACUAGUUACAUUCUAUUAGUAUUCCCUUUUCCAUUACUAAACUAGUUACAUUCUAUUAGAGAUGUGAUUCAGUCUUAGUACUUCUUUUUCAAAUUAAAUUAGAAACGAAAGCAAGAGAAAAGGCAACGCAUCUUUUAUCCAAUACUAAAUACACAACUAAAUAGAAUGAAGCGAAGACUCAUAAUACAAUAUCUUGGCAUUGAUUCAAUUCAGAUGAUUUGUCGUAGGUUUGUUGAAUAGCGCGUUAUUCGAUUAUUAUAAGUUGAAUCAGCUUCCAACUUUAUUCGGUCUUGUGAAUUCGAAUUGAGUUUGGUUCACAGAAAUGUAAGUGAAAUGGUCCGUACACGAAUGCAAUAAAUUUAUAGAAAAAUGUGAAUAACGAAUGAUUUGGCUUUAAGCUACCUGCAAGCUAUCAUGAAACUCAUUUUCAGAUUCGAAUUUUUUGCGAAAAGAAAAAUACUUGUAUCACUCGGCACAUGUCUAACAGAAAAGAGUUUGUGUACAGCGUAAAAAAUCUGACGGUGGAGAGUUUCGAAAAAUCAUUAUGAUACGCAACUAGUUUUAUCAGUGUUAUAAAUAUUGAAAGCUGACGCCAAAUACUCUUCUGUCAUUGUUAGCAUUAAAAUGUAUUAAAACAUCAGAAACAUAUUCACAUGGAAACACUGAAUCGACAGCAUCAAUUUGAGCCACAAAAUGUAAGCGAUUGUGUUUAUGUGUCAAUCCCUCGUGUAGUUUCGCUCCGCACAUUGAACGUUGAAAUCCAAACAAUCAUCGAUCUAUGUGAGAACUCCCAAUAUUUAUGAUUGUAAAUAAAGAUGGAUCACUUUGGUAUAUUAAGCAAUAUAAUAUGCCAUUAGAAAAUAUAAUAUUAUUUAUGUUUAUGUAUUAAAUGGAUGAAACAAGACAUUUGCUCUUGAUUUCACUGUACAAUGUUCCGCUUUGACACACAUUUAACCACAAAUAUUUUCGUUUGAAAUGAUUCCCUGACGUAACACUUUGAUAUCGAAUUCGAUUACUUCUACAUUUUUUGUUUGGACCAAUUUCAUUUCGUUUUGUUUGUGGAAGCAAGGCGAUACUCAUAGAUAGUACAUGAUUUGUAGAAGAUAUUGUCGUUUCGAUCUGGGAUUUCGUUUGAACAUUUAUUCAUUCUAUUUUAAUAAUUGUAUUUUUUACGUGCAAUUUUUUUAUUUUAAUUCUGAGUCUGACUCUUACUUUACUGAUAUUUUAUGCCUGUCGCUUAAAUUUUUCCAAGGCUAACGUGACUUUUGAUCGUCGCAUCUAAAAUGAAAAUAAAAUUAUUCAGAAAAUCUCCAACACCGUUUCAAAUGUAAAAUGACUGGAAUUUCAACUAUAUUUUCAAUGAAGCUGUCAUUUCGGAAUAUUCUGAAGAUGAGUAAAUAUCUUUUUCUUGUAUGAUAAAAGGCCGUCUUGGCCAAAAGCACACCAACCGAAAUCAGAAACAUAUUUCAAUCGAAUAUAUUUCGUUCAUAGUUAUCACGCGGAUUGUGGAAAAAGUGGUUCAUAAAAAUAGCCGUGGAUCAAUUGAUUUCUUUAAUUGAAAUUAAAUUAUUGCCGAAAAAAAAGAAUUGAAUUAUUCGAGAAUUCCUUGUUUUUCCAAGACUGAUUUCAAAGUAGACUGUGAAUAACUCACGCCUUCAUGCUCAUGCCUCCGUCUCGGCAAAAUUUAAUCGCAAUUUUUUUUUAUUGAUUCUACCAAAUAAUUACAAUCCAUGUAGAUCGACUGAGUUUUUGUCCAUUUGUGAGCGUGCGUGAGCUCAAGUGUGUUCAGCUGUGGUUAACGCUUUGUGUUGUUGUUAAUUUUUAAUGAAUUUUCUACGUUGUGGUCUAGCGGCGAAUGCGCCAAAAUAAUAUAUAAAUAGAAAUCGUUAUGAGGAUCGUUGAAAUAAAUAGAUCACAAUGUCAGAUUAACAUCGUUCUAUUCUCAACCAAGUGCGUGUAUGUUUCUUGAAGCUUUCCACAUGCCAAGCUAUUUUCUAACGGGACAGCGCAUGAAUUUUAUUUCAAUUCAACGGCAUUUGGCUUGGAGUGUCUUUUGAAGUCAUUUCAUUUUGAAAAUUGAAUAGCGGAAUCGAUCCGGGCACCUAAACGCUUGCGGUACACGCUGAAAAUAUCUGGCCGUAUGCCAUAAAUCAGUAAACAGUUGUAUCGCACAAAACUCGCCAUACCGAAGUCAAGCAUGAUUCGAUCAUCGUUGUUCGAACAUAUUACAAAUGCAAUGACACAUCGGCAAUAUUUCUUGUUGUUUCAUAUUUCUUCCGAACAAUUCAUUUUGAGAAUGCGCCUCGUUGUCGUUUAUUUUAUUUCAUUUCAUUUCAUUUUUGCUGUUGUAUUUGGUUUACUGAUCGUUAUUGCGUUUUCGGAUGCGCUUAACAUCAACGUUUCAGAAUUUUCCGAAGCACAGAAAUAUUUCUAAAAAUACCAAUGUGGUAGUUGCGGUACUUUUGUUGUAUAUAUGUUUCGAUAUUUGCUCGUUUUACGAUAAACCAUAGCACAACAACUUGAAGGCAACAUAUAUUUCCAUUUUUUUUCUUGUUGCCUGUUUUGUAGUUGCGUCAGCUUUGUUGUUAAGAUCAAACAGCUCUCUCUCUCUCUCUCACUCUUUUCCUCUUCCUCUCUUUCUUGAGAAAAUGCAAUACAAACAAGAUCGGCGAUAAAAGUGAAACGUCCGCAGCGGUAAUGUCGUAGGUUUGCGGUGCGUUACUCCUUAGUUUCAUCGAAAAUAAGCUGACUGCCUAAAUAUUUUUAAGAAACAUACGUCUGAGGCUCAGAGCGUUUUUCAUUUGUUCGCGUGUCAGAAAAGAAUUCCUUCUGGAAAUAGCAGUUUUGUAUUACGGUGUCGCGACAGCUUGUGUGCACUUGUCUCUUCGAUUAUAUUGAAUUGGAAAAUAUUCUGAGCGAUAUUUCGUUCGUAAUAAUUCUUUGGUUUCCGUUCGGUGUCAUUCAUUUCGUUGAUUUUUCCAAGAAAAUUAAAAAAAAUUGAACGUAUUGAUUUGUGAAAAAAAAAUAGUUUAACUACGGUAUAAACAACAUGGCUGAUGUUGAAGUCAGACGGGACAGUCUGAUAAAUGAGACAACCACCAAGAAAACGCGUAAAGUUAAGAAAACUAAGCGUCGUGAAUCGGCCGAUCAAGGUUCAGAAAUCACUAUUACGGAAGUUGAACAAACUGGUGACCAAGAUGAAGAGGGUGGUGAAUACACGAAAGCAAUGAAUCAGGACUGGCAUUCUGGCCAUUUUUGUUGCUGGCAGUGUGAUGAAAGUUUGACUGGACAACGUUAUGUAUUGAGAGACGAGAAUCCAUACUGCAUCAAAUGCUAUGAAAAUGUCUUUGCAAAUACUUGCGAUGAAUGCAACAAGAUCAUUGGAAUCGAUUCAAAGGAUUUGUCCUACAAGGAGAAGCACUGGCAUGAAGCUUGCUUCCUUUGCAAUAAGUGCCGUGUAUCGUUGGUUGAUAAACAGUUCGGAUCGAAAGCCGAGAAGAUUUACUGCGGCAAUUGUUAUGACUCACAAUUCGCAUCACGUUGCGACGGCUGUGGUGAAGUAUUUCGUGCUGGCACGAAAAAAAUGGAAUACAAGACACGACAAUGGCACGAAAAAUGCUUCUCUUGUUGCGUGUGCAAAAAUCCUAUUGGCACGAAGUCAUUUAUACCGAAGGAACAGGAAAUCUAUUGCGCCGGCUGCUAUGAGGAGAAGUAUGCAACUAGAUGCAUCAAAUGCAACAAAAUCAUCACUUCUGGUGGUGUAACAUAUAAAAACGACCCAUGGCAUCGGGAGUGCUUUACAUGCACUCAUUGCUCGACUUCUUUGGCAGGUCAGCGUUUUACAAGUCGUGACGAUCAUCCAUACUGUGCUGAAUGCUUUGGAGAGCUCUUUGCUAAGAGAUGUACGUCAUGUACAAAGCCAAUUACAGGAAUUGGUGGAACGCGAUUCAUUUCGUUCGAGGAUCGACACUGGCACAAUGAUUGCUUUAUUUGUGCAAGCUGCAAAACGUCGCUUGUGGGACGUGGGUUCAUAACCGACGCUGCUGAUAUCAUCUGCCCAGAAUGCGCCAAAGCAAAGCUCAUGUAAAUUCAGUCUCUCCUGUCUUUAUUUUGAAGCAAAGCGAGGGAGAGAGAGAGAAGCAAGUUCGUCAUCAGCGGCGAUUCAAGUACUAAAUAACAAAAACAAUGCCAACUAACGAAUGAAAAGCGUGUACAAUGAAAUUUUAAUUCAAUGGUCUUAUUGCAACAGCUAUGAGCAUGGCUCUGAAAUUAGAUGUUUAUUCUAACCUACAAACUCCAUCAAUUUUUCGAUCAAUCGAUAUUUUAAAUGCAUUUAUACUAAUGAGCAAAAUGCGCAGCUGUAACUUUUAAAGUUAACCACCAAAAAUCGACCAUAUUACGCGUUUGGAAAAUUAUACUAACCAAAAUUUAAACUCGACAACGAAUAAUUUUUUUUCUAAAGUUAACCAUUUAGAUACAUUGCUUAUAACUCUAAUCGAAUGAAUCUAACAAUUAGCGUAGAUGUUGUGUUUGUAAUUGGCUAUAGUAUACUACAGAUGCAGCGCCAUGGUGUUAUCGCUAUAAUAAUAGUAUGAAUAACAUAAUUACUUCAACCAAAUGGAGCUGCGAAAAGAGAAUGAAAAUAUAAUGCAGAGGACAGACGCUGCGAAUAGCUGUAAUGAACAAAGUGAAGACAGCUUGAUACUACGCAAACGAAAAUCAAUAAAUUUUAUUUUUAAAAUAAUAUAUAAAUAAGAACAAAAUUUGGCGUUUGUUAAUGGUUAACUCUUUGCAUGAAAGAAUGCUGUUCUUCUCUAAAAAUUAAAACAUCGAUCACACAGAAUUUUUAGAGCGCGUCUUUUAAAACGUUCUCGAGGCAGAAAUGUUUCUUUUAAUUUUCUGUGUGAUUAUUCACUUAUAUACACUGUUUCUUAAACGCAAUAAUAGUCGCUUAUUUAAAAAAAAACACACAAAAUUAAAUGAUUUAUGAAUAGAAGUUGUUUAUAGUAUUCAAUUCAAGACAAAUUGAAAUGUUAUCAGUGAAUGAAUAAAGAGUUCUUUAAAAAUAAACAAAA